Molecule: messenger RNA, 2315 nt
Organism: Octopus bimaculoides (California two-spot octopus)
Lineage: Eukaryota; Metazoa; Mollusca; Cephalopoda; Octopoda; Octopodidae
Product: ras-related protein Rap-2a
Molecular function (GO): GTPase activity; GTP binding
Source: RefSeq, a predicted model, not a curated record
ACAUACAUACAUACAUACAUACAUAUAUGCAUUAUAAUAUGCACGCAUAAAUAUAUGUGUGCAAAUAUAUAUAUACACACACGUAUGUAUGCGCAUACACUUUUUCUGUGUGUGAGGGCGUGCGUGUGCGUGCGCGUGUAAAUACGUGUGUAUAUAUGUGUGUAUGUGUGUGACUGUGUGUGUGUAUGUAUACGUAGCCACCACAAUUGGGGGAGGUAGUGCAGCGAAGAGGAAGAGGUAGGAUACUAAUGUAUGCUACCACAUGUAUGUAUGUAUGCAUAAGCUAAUGUUUGAAGAGGACUUUCUAACAUGCUCCCAUCGGUUGAAAGCGAAGCAAGAAUUUGGAAUUAAACUGAAUGCUACCGGUGGCAAGUGUGUUGCAGUGAAAGAUCUCAAAGACUUCACACAGUUUGGAAACACAACUAGGAUCCCAGCAGAUUUCAGGCAUCAGUUUAAGGCCAUCCUGGGGCAUCGCAUUAAGCCGAUGAUACCCUCCCUCCCACCUCUCCAAUGUAUAUUAUAUUUUGGUAUAUAUUUUAUCAGUGUCUGUUUGUCGAUCAACGAAGUUCCGGGAUAUAAAUACACGAAAAGUGGCGACCUGGCAGAAUCGUUGGCACGCCGGGCGAAAUGCCAAACGAAUCAAAAUGGUAGCGAAAUAUUUCUUUCGAAAUGUCAGCCCAAACUAAUUUGCUAUUUAUCGAUUUACAACAUAUUAUCAGGAAAUGUAAAAGUUUAUUGAUAACUCAUAGAAAAGAACUGUUUUGAAGAAUAAAACUUGUACACAAUCCACUGCCGAAAUAUGACUACAGUUUCCCGUAUAACAAAAUCCUGUUCUGGAAUGCUCAGAUUUCUAAGAAGAACUGAAAUUGCAGGAAACUAACUUAUGGGCCAAUAUUCCAAAGGAAUUCAAAAGUCAUCCCGUCUUUCUGCCUUCAUCGUUUAAGAGAGAAGUUUACUCAGAAAUUUGUGCGUUUCGAAUAUCAUAAAAAGAAACAGAAAAGAAGAUUCAGAGUUUCAUCAGCAGUAAUAAUUGUUUCAUGACGAACAAGAUUUAAUUAUCUACCAACUGAAGGAUAAGUGUGUCGACCAAUGCUUGAUGGUUUCAUGUUUUGAAGAAAACAAACAUUUAUUUACAAUAUGAACGACACUGACCAACGGCACCGUGUUGUGGUUCUAGGAGCAGGUGGGGUGGGUAAAAGUAGCAUCAUUAAACGAUUUCUUUUUGGGGCCUUUACAUCUGAAUACCACGAAACUGUUGAAGAUUUGUUCUGCCGACAGUACGAUAUCAGUGGUAGCCUUAUUAAAGUUGAUAUUUUAGACACGGCUGGAAACAUUCCAUUUCCUGCUAUGCGGCGUUUAUCCAUCUCUACGGCACAUGCUUUCACUUUGGUAUAUACGAUAACUAACGAAGCCUCAUAUAAAGAAGUCAAACAACUUUGGGAUCAAAUUAAGGAGGAGAGGCGAGAUUAUGAAAAGAUCCCUGUGGUCAUUGUUGGCAAUAAAGUUGAUUUAGAAAAUGACCGUAUUAUCGAAAAAUUUGACGCAUUAGACUGGGUCAAUAACGAUGGGCUCAAAGGAAAAUUUGUUGAAGUUUCUGCUAAGACUGGGGAAUGUAUAAAUGAUAUAUUCCGUAUCCUUUUAAUUCAAGCAAAUAUUCCUUCUGUUAGGCAGUUGGAACCGUUCCUGAAACGCCGCUUGUCACUGGAUCACACUGCAGAAGAACAAGGCGACACAGAUGAGGAGAAAAAAAAAUUUCUUAGAAGUCGAAGCUUAAUUAGAAGGGGUAGUAAACCGAAGAUCAAAAGAUCUGGACGCCCCGGUAAAAAUGAUUGUGGUAUAUCUUGAACUACUCUCACCAUUGCAAGUUAUUUCCGCCUUCUUUUGAGAUUGGAUCAGUAAAGCCUCAACCACUUUUACUCUGGUUCUUGCACUUUUGUAAACUUUUAAGUUCAACUUUACAAACGAGAUGAUGUUAUAUUAGUUUCAGCUGUUACAAUAGAUGUUAUUGUAAAUGUUAUUGUCUCCACACAUGUUAACGUGCUAUUUUCUAUCUACAAAAUAUUUCGGGACACUUUUUUCUAUAAACCCAAUCUUUUCACAUCACAGAUUUUUGCCUCUUUUAUCAACAGAAAUGGUUCUAAUUUCGAGUCUCCACAGUAAAUUUUGGGCAAAAGACUCGAACGUAAGUUCUUUAAACAUUACAUAUAUUUCGUCUAAUGAAUAUUUUAUACAUUUUCACUUUCAUUUUAAAAUUUAUAUAAAUAUGGGCUACCAAAUAAACAGUUAAUAUUCCAAAAAAAUAUUCCAAAAAAGUA